ACAGAGAGAAGGGAGAGGGAGAGAGAGAAAGAGAAAGCGUCGGUGGACAAUUGAUUUCCAAUUCGAUACAUAUAGAGAGAGAAAGAAAACCAGAACAAAAUAUUUAGAGAGAGAAAGAGUUGAAAAUUCAGAAUUCGGAAGGGGGCGCGGCACAGGAAUCGCUUCAUUCAUCGGCCAUCAACAAGCACAACAGCGCUCUCUCCCGAACAUAUGCGUAUAGAUGAUUGUAUGUGUAUGUAGAGGAGAAAUUUAGAGAGAGAAACAAAUAUUUUUAUUUUUAUUUUCGAGAAAAGAGGCGGCGGCCAUGUCUGAAUUGAGCGGCGAUUCCGUCAGCCUCGACGUGGAGACGAUUUAUCUCGGCGGAAAGGAGCACAUUAUACGAACUGGGAGCGGCUCUAUAUCCGUUAUAGUUUAUGGAGACCCCGAAAAGCCGGCUCUCGUCACUUAUCCUGAUUUAGCUUUAAAUCAUAUGUCUUGUUUCCAAGGAUUGUUCUUUUGUCCGGACGCUGCAGCUUUGCUGCUUCACAAUUUCUGUGUUUACCAUAUUAGUCCUCCUGGACACGAGUUGGGAGCUGCUGCAGUUUGUGCAAGUGAUCCCGUGCCUUCUGUUGAUGAUUUAGCCGAUCAAAUUCUUGAGGUUCUCAAUUAUUUUAGGCUUGGGACAGUUAUGUGCAUGGGUGUAAUGGCUGGUGCUUACAUCCUCGCCUUGUUUGCUAUGAAAUAUAGAGACCGUGUAAUUGGUCUGAUACUUGUUUCUCCUUUGUGCAAAGCUCCAUCUUGGACAGAAUGGAUCUGUAAUAAGGUGAUGUCAAAUUUGCUGUAUUAUUAUGGCAUGUCUGGUCUCUUGAAAGAUUGCUUACUUUACCGGUACUUCAGCAAGAAUGUUCGUGGUGGGGCCGAUUUUCAAGAAUCAGACAUAGUUCAAGCAUGUAGAAGACUGCUGGAUGAGAGGCAGAGCACAAACGUGCAGCGAUUCCUUCAAGCAAUAGAUAGAAGACCAGACAUCACCGGUGGGUUGAAGAAGCUGAGGUGUCGAACCUUGGUAUUCGUUGGAGAUGAAUCUCCUUUCCAUUCGGAAGCUCUUCACAUGGCCACCAAUCUUGACAGAAGAUACAGUGCCCUUGUCGAGGUGCAAGCAUGCGGAUCAAUGGUGACGGAGGAACAGCCACAUGCAAUGUUGAUACCGAUGGAAUAUUUUCUGUUGGGAUAUGGUCUACAUAGACCGAGUAAGUUCAACGGCAGUCCAAGGAGUCCACUCAGCCCUACUUGUAUUGCACCAGAGCUACUCUCCCCUGAGAGUAUGGGAUUGAAACUAAAACCGAUCAAGACUCGCAUUUCGUCACAAAGAUAAGAUUUUUUUUUCUUGUUCGUUGUCUUGUUAACUCUGUAAAUUGGAAUUUGUGAUGAUAUUUUUUAUUUUAUUAUUUUUUUUCGGGUUUGAAAUGAUUUAGGGGAAUUUAGAUAUAGGAGAAGGAAGAAGGAUAAUUCUUUGUUGAACAUAGGGUGGGAGUAUAAGUAUUGUAAGUAUAUUUGGGAUCAUUCAUUCAUUUGUAGUGAGAGUCAGUCAGUCAUGAACUGUGGUUAGUUGAUUUGAAUUUAGUAAUAUGUAAAUCUUGAAAGUGACAUUUAUUGAUAAAAGACGAGAGAGAUAUAAAUAAGACAGAGCAGCUGAGCUGGUGACUCUUGUUGCUCUAUUUAUUAUCUGUCAUCUCUCUCUCUCUCUCUCUCUCUCUACA
Molecule: messenger RNA, 1736 nt
Organism: Erythranthe guttata (spotted monkey flower)
Lineage: Eukaryota; Viridiplantae; Streptophyta; Magnoliopsida; Lamiales; Phrymaceae
Product: protein NDL1
Source: RefSeq, a predicted model, not a curated record